Pseudocercospora fijiensis CIRAD86 is the source of this 1068-nucleotide messenger RNA. RefSeq lists its product as uncharacterized. Gene Ontology annotation, cellular component: membrane. The coding region runs from base 1 to 1068 and encodes 355 amino acids. Lineage: Eukaryota; Fungi; Ascomycota; Dothideomycetes; Mycosphaerellales; Mycosphaerellaceae. The record is from RefSeq and is a predicted model, not a curated record. The transcript has 2 exons.
AUGUUGAUACCAGCAGCCGCCGAUGUGGCAUUGCCAGUCGUCAAGACACUUGCAGACUGUGCUGAUUACAAGAAGACCUUCGAGCCCUUUCUUCCCCAGCUCUACGCGCUCCCAACCCAAGUCUACGAAUCUCUCGGAGAUGUAGAGGCUUUGAAACAGCUCUACGUAUCGACGAACCCUGCCAUCUCUGGACUUGCCUGGUGCAUCGCUGCAUUUCCGGUCUUCCUCCUUGUCGCUGAGAUUAACAAAAACUACUCGCAAGUCGAUCGCGUUUGGAGUAUCCUGCCAGCUCUUUUCAACCUCCACUAUGCACUCUGGGCACGACUCAAUGGCCUGUCCACUCAACGUGUGGAUCAUGUACUCGCGUUCAGCGUUCUCUGGUCCAUGAGGCUCACCUUUAACUAUUGGCGAAAAGGCGGCUACCAGAUAGGGAGCGAGGAUUACCGAUGGGAGCUGAUCAAGAAGCGCAUUGGCUCUGUUGGUUUCAUUCUCUUGAACAUCCUGUUCAUCUCCUCUUUGCAAUUGGUCAUCUUAUGGAGCGUAACACUGCCCACCUACGUCCUUCUUCUCACAUCCCGGCUCCAACCUGAAUUGAGCGGCUCUGACCAGCUGUUCAGCCGAACUCUCAUGGGUCUCGUGGUAUUUGAAUAUUUUGCAGACGGACAAAUGUGGAACUACCAGCAAGCGAAGAAAGAGUAUCAGAAGACUGCCAAAGUGCCGACUGGGUGGACACGUGCACAAAUGGACCGCGGUUUCGUAACCACUGGACUGUGGAAGUACAGUCGUCACCCGAACUUCGCAGCUGAGCAAACAAUUUGGAUUUUGCUGUAUCAAUGGGCCUGCUACGAAAGUCACACUUUUUGGAACUGGACUUGUGUAGGCGUUAUUGCUUACGUUGGUAUCUUCCUUGGCAGCACUCCGAUCACAGAAAGAAUCAGUGCUGGGAAGUAUCCUGAGUAUCGAAUCUAUCAAGAGCGUGUGGGUAGGUUUGUACCAAUGCUGAUCGGAAAGGGCUGGGAUGAGGAGGAAAUGGAGAAAUAUGGAGCCCAAGAGGCCAAGAAGAAAUAG